AUGAAUAUUUUAAAUUUUUUUGCUUCAAAACAAGGACGUUUUACAAAUUUUAGAAGCUCAAUACCAUUAAUUCCAUUUGCCCUUUCAUUUCUAAUUGCAUUUCUCACUAUAUUUUUCCGCAAAUUUUAUUAUAAUUCACAAAUUUGGUCUUUAUAUCCAGAAUUUGAUGGUGUUGAUGAAAAAUUGUCGAUUAUAAUAGUUACUCAUGCACCAAGAAAGAAAUUUAUUCGUACUCAACUUAAAAGAAUUGCAUUUGGCCAAGUUCCACACUUAAAAGAAAUAUUUAUUUAUUGGGCAGAUCGCAAAAAUCCAUUACCCGAUCUCAGCUUUUUUGGUUUUAAGCUUAAUGAUGGACAUAUUCCCGUAAAUAUUCUUCCAACAACAAAAGAAUUUGUUUCAGAACGUUUUAAACCGCCGCAAAAUCUCACUACACAAACAAUUUUAGCAAUGGAUGAUGAUUUACUCAUUUCUGGCUCAGAAUUAGAUCGUGCAUUCGUUGUUUAUAUAAAAAAUAAUUUUACAAACAGAAUAUUUGGUUUAAGAACGCGUUCUUGUCCCAGUGGACACUACAGAAUCUUCGAAUACAACAAACCUUAUACAAUGGCUUUAACAAACUUCGCAUUUUUAAAUGUGAAGAUGUUAGAAGCAUUUAAUAAACCAGAAUACUCAAAAAUGGUUGAUUAUAUUACAGAAAAUAGAAAUGGAGAAGAUAUUUUAAUGAAUUUUAUUAUUGCAAAAGAAUUUCAACUUCCACCAAUUGUGAUGAAACUAGAUGUUCUUCACCUUGGUAUUUUCGACGGAUUUAGCGCAAAAUCCGGUCAUUUGGAUAAGAGAAGCAAUUGCUGCAAGAAAUUCAGCGAAUUCUUCGGUGAAAACCUUGUGGAAAAGUAUGAAAUGAACUCUUUCCUCCCAAAAACAUGGUAA
Molecule: messenger RNA, 924 nt
Organism: Trichomonas vaginalis G3
Lineage: Eukaryota; Parabasalia; Trichomonadida; Trichomonadidae
Product: glucuronosyl-N-acetylglucosaminyl-proteoglycan 4-alpha-N-acetylglucosaminyltransferase protein
Exons: 1
Coding region: 1-924 (307 amino acids)
Cellular component (GO): membrane
Molecular function (GO): glycosyltransferase activity
Source: RefSeq, a predicted model, not a curated record